CUGAAGUGAUGUAAGAGACGGAGGGAGGGAGAAGAGAAGAAGUGCGGCGAGGAAGGGAGAGAGAGUGACAGAGCUGCUCGGAGCUCUGAUGCGCUCCUUACUUUCGGAGACCCAGACAGAGAGCAGAGAGUCCCCAGCGGGGAUCCAAACAGAGAUUAAGUUUGACUCCAUUUGAAGUGGCUGGGUCUCCGGGUAACAGCACCUUGGACAGGGACGAGCCGCGGAUCAGCCGGAGGAGAGAGCGCCAAAUGUCCGGGCUUUCCUCAGCUCCUGUCCCUGCCGGGGUCCGGCGUUCUCUUGUCGCCGCUCUCUAAUUUCCCCCGCAAUGGGCUUUUAGAGUGUCCAUCGCAUGAUAAAAGCAGAGAAUGCCCUUGACGACGGUCUGCGCACAGCUGUACUCAGAAUGAUUGCACGGGAAACUGCGCGAACGGUGUAACGCUCUAAUUGCGCCUCUUGUUUUUUUUUUUUUUUAUGUUUAACCAAAGUUAGAAGCGUCUUUGCCAACACAUUGCAACUUUAAAGAGCUAUUCGUGCUGCCAUGGGGAUAAAGCACGUUCUCCUGCUGCUUAUAUAUCUGGACCUCAUCUGCGUCCUGAGCGCAGCCGCGGCGGGCAAAAAGCCCAAGCAAGCGCCCAGGAAAGCCCCCAAAGCCACGGUGGUCCCCACGGUCGCCCCGCAGCCAGCGCCCGCCAGGGACCACGACACCUGCCAGGGCUACUACGACGUCAGCGGCCAGUACGACAAGAUGUUCGAGUGCAACAACACGGACCACCGCUACUGCUGCGGGACGUGCUACCUGCGCUUCUGCUGCGAGUACAAGAAGGACCGACUGGACCAGAACAUCUGCAGGAACAGAGAGAAGCCCAACUGGGUGAAGACGGUGACCCCGUCGCCCACCCCGACCAUCGACACGGAUGAGCUGAGCAUGGAUCACACCAACACGGCGGUCUACAUCACCUGCGGGGUCAUAGCCUUCAUCAUAGUGCUGGGAGUGUCGGUCAAAGUGGCCUACGACAAAGCCACCGAGCCUCCUCAGGAGAUGAAUAUACACAGGGCCCUUGCAGACAUUCUGAGGCAGCAGGGGCCCAUCCCUAUUUCCCAAUAUGACUGUGAGAAUUUUGCUGCGAUGAACGGCUCGCCGAAAGACAACACGCCAGUCAGAACCUCGUCGAAGAACCACUACACCCCUGUGCACGCCUCCAAAUCCAACCACGGUCUCCACUACGGAAAAGAGAGCAUCCGCAGCAGCGGAGGUGGCGACCUUCACAACUUCAUCUCCUCUGGCUUUGUGACGCUUGGCCGAGGCCAUCAGAAAGGUAAAGCGCCACCCCUUUUUUCUCUCCCCCUUUCCCCCCCCCCUCCCUUUCUCUUUUCUCAUGCAGGUGAUCUCCCCUCAUCUACCAACACUGCGCUGUAUACCUGCUGAAUGCAAAUCCCCCCUCUAAUAAUCCACUUGCAACACUGGUGAUCAACAACAAGACACUUGAUGAAGGUGAAAUGUUUGCAGAUUCAAUUUCCCUCCCCGUGGAAUUCACACGGACUCCUGCCUCUGCGUUUUUUUGCAAUUAAGCACAAGCGAACGCGCACCAGCCCCUGCUGAUGGGUGACGCAGGGGCGGAGAAGGUGACUUCAAACGCGUACACACACAAUCACGACCAGAUGCCGGUGGUUGGCGGUGGGUGCAGGGGGGCAACGUUUUUUUUUUUCCCAUGGGUAACACGCUAAUUAGCAUGCAGCUAAGAUCUUGUGAUUUAUUCCGUUUAAUUUUGGUUCCGUUAAACCAGAUGCGGUGCAUGGGAGCACACAAACU
Messenger RNA from Fundulus heteroclitus (mummichog), 1810 nucleotides. Its product is annotated as protein shisa-6-like. The transcript has 4 exons. The coding region runs from base 539 to 1426 and encodes 295 amino acids. Gene Ontology annotation, cellular component: dendritic spine membrane; postsynaptic membrane; AMPA glutamate receptor complex. NCBI's taxonomy places the organism in Eukaryota, Metazoa, Chordata, Actinopteri, Cyprinodontiformes, Fundulidae. Gene Ontology annotation, biological process: regulation of short-term neuronal synaptic plasticity; regulation of AMPA receptor activity. The record is from RefSeq and is a predicted model, not a curated record.